Molecule: messenger RNA, 852 nt
Organism: Brassica napus (rape)
Lineage: Eukaryota; Viridiplantae; Streptophyta; Magnoliopsida; Brassicales; Brassicaceae
Product: HVA22-like protein c
Exons: 5
Coding region: 129-689 (186 amino acids)
Source: RefSeq, a predicted model, not a curated record
UGCUUAGAAGUAAAAAUAAGAAAAACAAAAAAAAGGAGUGGUCAUAAAAGUCCAAGGUAAAAGCUGGACUCCAUUCAACUUCUACACUGUGAGAAAGGAGAGAAGAAAAACACUGGAGAGUAGUAAUAAUGCCUUCUCAUUCUGGAGAUGACAAUGUUCUUCAAGUUCUCAUCAAGAACUUCGAUGUUCUUGCUCUUCCAUUGGUUGCUCUCGUCUACCCUCUAUAUGCAUCAGUGAAAGCAAUAGAGACAAAAUCAUUAGCACAAGACGAGCAAUGGCUCACCUAUUGGGUUCUCUACGCAAUCAUCUCCCUCUUCGAACUCAUUUUCUCCAAACUCCUCGAAUGGUUCCCGAUAUGGCCGUUCUUGAAGCUGGUGGGGAUAUGCUGGCUAGUACUACCACAGUUUAAUGGAGCAGAACACGUCUACAGACAUUUCAUCAGGCCAUUCUACAUGAAUCCUCAAAGAGCUUCCACCAAUAUUUGGUACGUUCCUCAGAAGAAGUUCAACUUCUUUCCCAAACGUGACGACGACGAUAUCCUCACUGCUGCUGAGAAAUACAUGGAAAAACACGGCACCGACGCAUUUGAGCGAAUGAUCGUCAGGAAGGAUAGUUAUGAAAGAGGGAGGAGAGGUGGAGGUGGAGGAAGCAAUAACUACAUGAUCGUUGAUGAUGAUUAUAGGUACUAAGUUUACCAAGUUCUGGUCGUUUUGAUCGGUCACUGAUCUGAUCUUAAACCUGUUUGGCUACAUUAUUCAGUUUGUAAGCUGGCUGUGUGACUUUUGUUUAUGUCUAUGACUUUUAUAAUUGCCAGGAUUACGAAUAAGUAUCAUCCUUAUGUAGUUAUAUGUA